AUGCCUCAGAAUUCCGGCGAGAAUGGCAUUGAACUGCAUUCAAUGACGUUGGUGACGAACGCGAAGGAAUCUUCAAGCAUCGACUGGACCCAAACGCAGAAAAAGUUUGAAGAUUGGGUAGAUGAUGGAUACGAGGAACUGAAUCGAAUGCAAGAAGCGCUGGAGCCCCAGCAGUGUGGUAAUGAUGAUGCCAGGUCAUUGUAA
Angiostrongylus costaricensis is the source of this 204-nucleotide messenger RNA. Lineage: Eukaryota; Metazoa; Nematoda; Chromadorea; Rhabditida; Metastrongylidae. The record is from the annotation of a GenBank genome assembly.